CCCACCUUUUCUGCAGCCGCUGUGAACCGGCUUCAGAACAUCAGGCGCAUGGAGCCAUUCCAGGGACCCUCAAAAUGGGUCCCCACGCUAGGCGAGCUGCAGAAGACCCUCCAGAGGGGCGAGUACCUGCCCCUCCGCCCGCUGCCCAUGUUCGAGAGUAACUUUGUUCAGGUGACCAAUCGAGGGGCCCCUGUGUACGUGCACCACAGAACCAACCGUGUGACCAUGGGUGUGGCUGCCUCCCAGCCUGGCCUGGUGUUGCCAGACAUCCUGCUGAUCGCUCAGCCCCCGGAGGCCAGGGAGUGCUCCAGCCUCGUCCUCACCAGGAUGCUCCCGCUGGACCUGACCCGCCUCUACGUGCAUGACCUGUCCUCCUGGCGCCUGAAACUGCGCCUGGUCACGGGCCGCUGCUACCACCUGGAGCUGGAUGCGCCCCGCAACGAGGCCGGCUUCCUGUUUGACCGCUGGAUCCGGCUCAUCAAUCUGCUCCAGGAGCCCGCCACUACCUGGCUCCCCAGGACCCCGCAUGGGCCCGCCAGGGACCCGGCCAGCGUCAAACCUCCUGCCUCCACCUGGCGCCUCCAGGACCGGCCCCAGUCCGGACGUUCGGUCAUGACUGUGGAGCCCAACUUUCCUUACAAGAUACUGACACUUCAGAAACAGAGGAAGGCCAGGACCCUCAAGCGCAAAUUCAAGUCUCAGGCCGUGGGCGACUCUGUGCCUCUCAUCUGGUCACAGCAGGAGCACGCUGAGCCUAGAAGGAAAUCUGCAGAAAAGAAGUCCCAACGAAACCCCCACCCUGACACAUCUCAGACCCACAUCCAGGUUACCGAGAAGCCCAGCAUCACCAUCCGUACCGUCUUCAGCAUCGUCUCCAACACCAUCAACCACACACAGUCCUCUUCCAAGUGUUUCUCUUCUGACUCAGACACGGCCACAGUCCUGGGCGGUUUAAUUGAGACCCCCAUCCGCUGUGCCUCCGCAGACACCCCUAAUAUUUCCUUGCUGGAAUCCUAUGAUCCCUUCAACACGUACCUGUGGCAGCAGGACAUUGAAAACCUGAUGGACCCCGAUACCAGCACCUUGUCCUCGUCCUCCUUCUCCCCAGCCACCUACCCUCCCUGCUUCUCCCUCCCAGCCGCUUACUCCUCCUCCCACAGGCGCAAGGAAAAGGCCCAGGCUCUGGGAUCCGGGCAGAGGCAGCGGCCUCCACCCUCUCAGAAGACCGCAGCUGCCCGCGUCGCCGCUUGGAAGGUUCCAUUCCUCCGUGACCAGUCCAAGAGGGUCUCAGCAAUGCAUGAUCCAUCCCAGAAGAUGUCGACUGCACCCGGCCCACCCCGGGGGGCCCCAGUGGUACCCGCUGUUACCCAGAAGACCCCAACAGUACAUGGCCCCCCUUGGAAGGCCCCACCUGUAUCCGUUACUUCCCGGAAGGCCGCAGCCAGUCCUGGCCCGGCCCGGAAGGCCCCACCUGUAUCGCCUACUUCCCGGAAGGCUGUAUCUUCCUCUGUCCCAGGAAGGAAAUCCGUGUUCCUACCUGCCCCAUCCCAGAAAGCUCUGACCUCACCUACUCAACAGCAGAUGACACUGGACACUGCCACUUUGGGCACGUUGCCCACAGGAGGUCCUAGACGGCGUGUGCUCGAGAGAAGCCAGAGUGAGGGGACGCCAGGACCAAUGAUGUUUGUGGGCACCCAGGAGAUGGACCUGAUAGAGACAAGGACCCAGAAAACAUCCCAGGACCUGCCUUUUACCACCACCAAGAAGGAGUCGGAGGAGGUCGUGCUCACUAAAGCCCUGAAGAUCACCCUGGAUGGCUUGAAGGGCAGGGGCAAGUUGGAGGACAAGGUCCACAGAAAGAAGGAGGAGAUAUCCCUGGACAAGCCUGGCUUAACCUCCCAGACGGUGGGGCAACAGCAGAAGUGGCUCAAGACCCAGGAGGUGGUCAUCCAGGGACCCCCAGAGGAGCAAAGCAGGCCGUUCUCGGUGGAGGGGCUCACCCUUGCCAAGCUGAUGAUCAUGGCCAACUCCAAGGAACCGCCCCUGAGGCCCGCAACAGUCAAUCCGUCCUCCUGGCUCUCGAACCCCCCGAUGCCUGACAUGUCAACAGUCAGCCCCAGUGAGGUGCCCUUGCUGCAGGGGACACCAGAGGUGGUUGGAGAGCAGUCCCUGUUUGGCACCUGGGUGAAGGAGAGAAUGCAUCCGUGGGCUGAAGGGAGCAUGUAUCGCUGGGUAGAGGCACAGCCCCAGGUUCCAAAAGAGGCUUCCGAAGUGCCUGGCCUCCCCAGGCAUGAGGCCAGCAGCCUGAUGAUGGACAAUGUCUCCCCAGAGCCCAUCAGUCUGCCUGCAUCAAAGUGGGAGGAGGUACCCCCGUGGCCCAUCUCACUGACCCCCAUCUCAGAGAUGAAGGCCAGUGUGUUCCAGCAGCCAAAGAGAGCAUCUCUUGAGCCUGAGGGGCAGUCAGACCAGCUGGAGGGGAGGUCAGACCAGCUCAAGAAGACUCCAGACCAGCUGGAGGGGAUGCCAGACCAGCUCAAGAGGACUCCAGACCAGCUUGAGGGGAUAUCGGACCAGCUCCAGAGGAUGCCAGACCAGUUUGAGGGGAUGCCAGACCAGCUUGAGAGGAUAGACCAGCUCAAGAGGAUGUCAGACCAGCUCCAGGGGAUGUCAGACCAGAGUCCCCUGGCCAUAACAAAGUUGUCCUCUGAUGUUAUCUUACCAACGCUCGUAGAAAAUGAGAAUAUGAUGGGCAUGGCCCCCGAGGUGGAGGACAUAGAGGAACCGGGUGCUUACAGUCCUUCAGCCAGCAUACAGAGUUCCCAGAGCCUUCAAUAGCGGGAUUCGGGGGGAGUCAAUCUCAAUCGCCAAAGUGUCCAAAGGAGCCCAGCGUGACCAGGCCCCCAGGGUGCUGUGCACCUGUACCGUAAGAAGCAGGGUGCUGAAAAGCCCGGGGGGGGGGGGGGACGCUCCCUCUAGGGUAGAGACCAGAGCUAUCUAUACGUUUAUAUACUGGGG
Neofelis nebulosa (Clouded leopard) is the source of this 3015-nucleotide messenger RNA. RefSeq names its product golgi associated RAB2 interactor family member 5B (gene GARIN5B). Gene Ontology annotation, cellular component: nucleus. The transcript is spliced from 11 exons. The annotation marks the transcript as partial. NCBI's taxonomy places the organism in Eukaryota, Metazoa, Chordata, Mammalia, Carnivora, Felidae. The record is from RefSeq and is a predicted model, not a curated record.